AUGGAAAAAGUGAUUAGCAUGCGAGAAAUAAUAACAAACACCAGAAAAAUAAAAUUGCACGAAAACUUUUUAGAAGACUGCAAUUUAAAAGACAUAUUUUACAGCGGACUUGAAACGGUUAACUGUGGGUACAAUGAUUAUGUAAAUAUCAAAACUUGGCUUUUUGUCAUAGCGGAAAAAUUAUUUUCAGAUGACUAUGAGGAACUGGCAUAUGUAGCGUGCGACGCCUUAAAGGUGUUGCUCUGCAACACUCGCUUCUUAAAUGUAAUUAUGUUUAAAUUGUUAAAAAAAAACCUCGAAAAGGAUAUAUUAAAAAUAAUGGGAAUCUGUUGCUUAACAGUAGCUUCCCGAAUGCAACAGAUAAAUGAAAGUACCUGUUUCAAAGAAAUUUUAGAAAUGUUAGAUUUAAAGGAUAAGAUAAACGAAUUUAAUAUCAGACAAAUCGAAAUAGACGUUUUUGUUUCCUUGGCCCACUCUGGAUUUUGCUUUGAAAAAAUACUGACCCCUGUAAAUGAAAUGUACCAAAUUAUGAGCUUUUUGGAGAGAUACCAGAAUUUAUUUGAAGGUGAUGAUUUUCACUUAUUCCAAAGUUCCAGUAAUUUAAUGCUGCGAAUUAUUUAUUGCAUGGUACCUGUAUUUAAUAUGAACAUCUAUAACUACUCCAUUGUUAAUUAUGUGUUACGGUUAUUCAUAAGAGAUAACGAAAAAUAUAAAUAUGUUUUUGAGAAGUUGAAGGAAAAUUACAGCGAUAAGGAAAUUAUCGAUAUCUCAAAUUUUCAAAAUCAUAUGUUGAAUAUUAUUAACGCGUUUAAGAACACCUCCAUUUUUUCUGCCAAGGAUUCCAUAUUGAGAAAACAGAAUGACAUUGAAUUGUUUGAUAACAUAAAUCGAAGAAUAGAGAACCAGUGGAAUGGGUACAAAGAUGUGGAAAAAACUUGA
Plasmodium knowlesi strain H is the source of this 939-nucleotide messenger RNA. Its product is annotated as mediator of RNA polymerase II transcription subunit 20, putative. The record is from RefSeq and is a predicted model, not a curated record. NCBI's taxonomy places the organism in Eukaryota, Apicomplexa, Aconoidasida, Haemosporida, Plasmodiidae. Bases 1 to 939 code for a protein of 312 amino acids. The transcript has a single exon.